UUUGGCUGUACGUUUGAUCCUUCUCGCUCACCGUACAACCAUGUGGCUAUGACGCGUUGCUCUGAGUUGGAGAACUCCGAAGGCUAGAAGCAGACAGUUCCGUGCGGACCGGCUACAAUGAUUCGAGAUGACGAGUGAAACUUUAAAGAAGAGAUUUGAGUUUCCCAGCUCCUUCAUUCAGUCCCAGGCUGUAAGGAGUCUGGUUACUGCUGUACUGAAGGAGAAGGGCCAAAAGGACAAGAUCUCUGAGUCCAAUACACAGAGCCCGGCUCUGGUGGCUCUGUGGGAGCAGUGCAGCAGUGAGAGUUUGGUUGUGCGCUCGGCUUGCUGUGAUGCCUUGGUGCUGCUGGUGGAGCAGGGCCAUGCUGACCUGCACUACGUCCUCAACAGCAUCCUCAACCUCCUGCCCUCAGCACGAAAUGUACAAGGGCUGAUAAAGGUGGUUGGGAAGCUGCUACAGAUCCAAGCGAGUCAGAGGGAUAAAAGCACAUCCUUCUCUUGUCCGUACUCAAUCAGGAGCUGCCCUCAUCCGUACAUCACAGUGCUGGAGAAUCGGCCUGAUUGCUGGGCCGCUCUUCUGCAGGAGAUUGAUGACUUCAUCCAGCUGGCUGCUGACAAAGACGAGCCGUUGUUUAUCUCCAUGCUGGCUCCGUUCCUGCGGUACCUUUACUGUGAGCCUCAGAGGCUGUCAGAGAAUGCACUGCUCAGACAUGGACUGCUCCGAGUGCUGCUGCAGCGCCGGGAGAUCACUCAGGGUCACGGCUCAGCCUGUGCGCGGGUCACCCACCAGAUCCUGCACUGCCUUUUCAAUUUGUUCCCUCAUAUACUGGUGGACAGCAUUACAGCUGUGGUGGAGAUCAGUUCCAUGGCCGAGUCGCUAAGCUCUGCUCUGCUGGCCGAGCCUGAGCACUGGAGGACUGAGUUAGCGCAGCUAGCGCUGCAGCUCAUGUGUGUCUGUCACCUCAGCCUCCAGCUGGGAGGAGAGCUGAGGUCUUUACUCCACACCUUGCACUGUCUCCUGCCUGUCUGUAAAGAGCAGGGUCUCCCGUCUGAGCAAGUGAUCAUGGGGAUCUCGCUGCUCCUCCUUAGAGCCUCCGCCUCGCAGCAGACUGCUCUCCUGGAGCUCGCUGUAAAGCUUGUUCCACCUGAAGAGAGACCUAUCUGGGGUGCCUCAUUGCUGGUGAUGCCACUGCUGCAGGUGCUUUCCUGCUCCACUCUCAUGGAGGCAUUAACUGACUCUCAAACGCAGGCAAAGAAUCAAGGCUUGGCCACUUCACUGCUACAGACGAUUGAGAGAGAUGCGAGCAGUCCGGUUCAGAACAGUACGCAGCUCACUCUUCCUCUCAGCACAUGGUACAGUGAGCUGCAAGUGGCCACCAGUGUGUUGCGUCAAGUCUCUGCAGACCCCACGGCCGCCGUGGACUGGCUCUACUCCGUUCAAUCCACUCUUCCUUUGUGUGGACGUGUCCCUGAUGCUCUUCCUCUCCUGCUCACUCACCUGAUCCUCAGCAGCGAGGGGGAUCUCUGCAGACUGGCAUUGGACACUGCAGCAUGCAUCGCCGAGGCCGAUCCCACUCAGGUCCCGUGUCUGGUGCCAGUGUUGAUGUUUAAGCUGGGUCGAGUCUCUGACCUGACUCUGUCUCAUGCAGUACUCUUCACCUUACCAAAGCUGGGAACACACACGUUCUGUAUACCGCAGGUCCUGCAUGUUCUCCAGAUGCUCGCCAGCUGCUCCAAGUUGAGGGCCGUGGCUCUGCGGCUGCUUACUGCACUGUGGCAAAAACAGGAUCGUGUGUAUCCAGACUUGCAGAAGCUCAUGGCGCUGCUGGAGAAAUCCUCAGUUGUGGUGGGGAAAGAGGUUCAGUGGGAGCAGAUUCUAGCCAGAGCUGCCUGUGUGCGGGACAUCUGCAGGGAGAGGCCAUACCAACAUGGAGGAGACAUGUUGGCAGCCAUCACAGACACACUGACUCAGUGCUCCCAGAAGGACCAGGCCACUCCAGCAGCGCUGGCUUUGCAGGGUCUCCACGAGCUGUGCAGAGCUGAGGUGGUUGAUUUAGGCUCCACAUGGAGGGCGCUUUAUCCCAAGCUGGGCUGUGAAACGAGACCACUGGUGUUAAAGGCCAUAGCUGAGUUUCUCUCUCUGGUGCCCUCGCUGCGUGUCAAAACAGAGCAAUAUGAGAAUUUUAAAAGUGAAGCGGUCAGUGUUCUGUGGAGCUACACUCUGAGUCAGGAUGCAGAGGUAGCUAGCAGUGGCUACAGAGCCCUGUCUGAAUUCCCAGAAUCUUCUCACUCCAUCUUGCACCUUCCUGAGCCAGCCAGACCAGAAGAGAAGCAGCCAUGUGACCAGGAUGAGGAGGAGAAAGAGAAUGAGAAUGAAGAAGAUCUCACUGUUCCAGGCUCUUCAUACAUUAAGCUUGUUGAUUUCACACAACGGCCAGUUUUACCAGCACUUGAGACCUUCCUAACAGCUCUCAUAAGACAAGAGAUGAGCCAAAUGCCUCGUGGAGUAUACCAUUUAGCCCUGAGAGGUGGGAACUUGCGCUCUGACCACGGCAAAACUGUCGCUGGAGUCCCUGCCUUCAUGCUGAAAACGUAUGAGAAGAACAAGCAGCCAGGUCUGAAACCUGGUCUUGCAGCCGGUUUGCUGCUCUGUUACGACCUCCCUGUCCAGACUGACAGAGACGGACGACCAAUUAGCCGCUUCAUGGUCAGCAGAGGGCGGAGCUUCCAGCAGAUGUUAACCACCCUCAUCCAUGAGGUGAACAUCCAGCCUUCAGAGUGGCACCGCUCCCUUCUCCUGCCUCAGGCAUGGCGCGGCUUUUUGAGCCGGGCAUACCAUGCUGUCCUACAGGGGCGUAAGGCCGAGCUGGAGAUGCUGCAAAAGCAAGGGAAAGAGAGUCCUGAGGAGCUGCAGUAUAAACAGCACUGUGCCUGGCUCUGGGUCAGGGACCAGCUGACUGAUGUGGUGAAGGCUGCAGCCAAGGACAGUCCUGUGGUCCAGGGAAACUGCAUCCUUGCUCUAAGUGGUCUUGCUGUUGUCCUGAGCCGCCAUGAGAGCAGCCUUCCUGCCCAGAGCGAUGGACAAGUCGAGGUUGGUCCAGAGAUCCUACCCACUGCCCACUGGCUAUAUAUGGUGAUUGACACUCUCCUUAGCAUCGUGAGCAGCAGCAGUCGGCCCAAAGGACAAGUUUUCCCCUGGUUUGUUCAUCGUUCAUACUCGGGCGAGAACACAGCCAGUGCCAUUGCUCGCUCCUGUGCUGCAUUGGGCCUGGCAAUGCUAGUUCCUGUCCUGGUCACCUCACACAGGGAUGCAGUGCCCUCUAUACAGGACACUUUACAAGCAGGCCUGCCCGGUGUGCCCACUGCAGACGACUCUCAAGCUGUGCAGUUCCACAGCGGCUUGGCAUUAGGUAUGCUGAUGGCCUGGCUUAACGAGGAGAAAGUCAGUGACAUUGGUGGGCAGACCAUGUGGGAACUGCUGCUGAGCUCUUUGGAGCAUCUUGAAUCAUGCUGUUUCAACACCCAGCUGGAAUAUAAUUCUGGCUGUGUUCUUGGUCUUGGGCUGCUACUCAGCUCUCUCUGUAGCAGCAGUGACAUUGAGCAGCGAAUGCGUGUGUCUGUCUCUCUGGACAGACUUCUUCAGAGCUUGCAGGACAGCAGGAGCAUGGGACGCAUGCAGCAGGAGGUUUUGGCAUACUCUGUGGCAUGUGCUGGAGUGUCAGCGUUUAGUUGUGGUAUUAUUGAUGCCAGUAAAGCUGAGGAGGUGAUGAACACUCUGCGAUCCAUGACUGAGGAGAGCCAGCAGACUCCAGGCUUGGCCCUCGCUCUGGGCCUCACUGUGCAUGGGCUCUCGUCCAGCGGCCAUGGUAAAACUGAGGACCUCCACCCUCGCCUGCUGUCUGCGUGGACCAAGAUCCUGCUGGCAGAGGGCUGUCCGACUAUGCAGAGGCUGGCAGCUCUGAAUGGAGUGAUCGCUUUGGUGGGAUCUGAGACUGCUUUCCUUCAGCUCAGGAGUGAAUCAGAGCAGUCCCCUCAGCAACAGAACAGACUAAAUGAGGUUAUAAGAUCUAUCACACAGAUCAUCUCUUUCUCAGGAACAAUAGGUCUGCAGUCUAAUGGAGCAUGUCUGGUGGCUCACCUGCAUUUGGCUCACAUGUCCAGCAGCCACAGUAGAACUGCAGUGCCUCAAGACUUCAGCUAUCUCCCAGAAAAGAGUAUCCUCAGAGCAUCAGUGUUCUAUAUUACUGAAGCUGGAAGGAAAGGACCUGAGACUAUUGCUCCUGAUUUGAUAAAAGUAGUACUGGCUCCACUGGCCACAGUGGGCACUAGCUUCCAAUAUCCACCUGUUAACUGGAGCGCCAUCCUCUCGCCUCUGAUGAGACUCAACUUUGGUGAAGAAGUGCAGCAUCACUGUUUGGAGCUGGCUGCCAGUCAGGUACAGACUUCCUCCAGUGCCUCGCUGUUCCUGGGUGUGUGGCUCGCACCUCCUCUGGUCCACAGCCUCAGUCAACACACCAGAGCACUCCUCUAUGAAAGCCUGUGUUUCUGGAUGAAGCACAUAGCAGAUGAUAAGCUGCAGGUGUAUGUGGAGAGUUUGGCUGUACAGCAGUUUAAUCCAGACCAACGAGCUCAGUGUCUUUCUCUCUGCCUCUCCAUCCUGCAUGGCCUUGCUAAGGCUAUGGCUCUACCCAACCCUGCCCAAAGCUGCUGGACUAUCCUGUGUUCCACCACUGAGAAGAUUUUUCACCUUUUACCUGAUCACAUACAGGCACAUGAGGUGAACCUCUAUGAAGGGAUCUGUUCCUGUUUGUCAGAAAUGAGCGACACAGAGAUUGACAGGAUUGUCAAAGUCACUGAGGCCAAUGUGGAGAAGACCACCUUUAUUCUGUCCUACUUAAGCUCAAAAGGCAGAAUUCCACUCCUGGGCCUCAAUGAUGUCAUCAGUACCGUUUUACAGAAGGGGAAACCAGAGCGAAUCAGCUGGCUGCUAAUGCAGUGCUUCUACCAGUCACGUUUGGCCUCUAGCCCUAACACAGGUGUGCCCAAACGAAUGGAAUGGCUUCUGGAGUUGAUGGGGCACAUCAGGAAAGUGCUGUAUGGAGCACCUACUGUACAAUAUGAUAAUGCCAAAAAGGGCAUCAGUUUCCUGCUGGAUGUUUUUGCAGCUGCCGUGGUGUCAUGGGCAGACCACCCCAUGCCUCUUCUGAUCGGCAUCCGAGCCCAGUGGUUUCCAUGGCAAAAGUUAUCCAAACACAUAGACUUGCCUCAUGACCUCUACGUGAACACUGCAUCCACCGAGGAGUCAGUUAAACAGUGUGUGCUGGCAGUGUCAUACAGCCUAAAGCACCUGUUGGCCAAAGAGCCAUGGAAAGCCCAGUCACAGAAGUUCAUUGACUGGCUCUUCAGCCUAACCGAAGCUCCUGAGGAAUGUUUAUCGCAGAUAGCCAGAGCGGCCUUACUAGCAUUGAAGUCUACCCCAGAGUUCAAGAAGAAGACCGUAUGGACGAGAGCGUAUGGCUGGUGAUCUUCCAAAGGAGUGCUUUAUAAAAGUACCUGUAUCAUACAGGAUACACAGUAUGCAUAUAUGCGUGUCCUCCACUGGAGGACCUUCAAUUAGAUUUGUCCUUGUCUACAUGUCUGUCAAAAACUGUUUCUGUUUUGUAAAAACAAAAACCGUGGACACUUUAGAGAAAUGAUCCAGAUUAAAACCUGAAACAGUAAUGUUCCAUACAGUAAAACAUCAAAGCACUUCCAUGUUUCACGUUGACCUGAAAAUUAUUAGCAUGCUUUUGGAAAGACACUGUUACAUCAGUUUGAAUGUAUUACCAUAAUAUACCAGUGCCAAACUGACAUCAUUUAGACGUUUACUACGAAAAUGUGCAGCAUUCAGUCUUAUUUUAUUGUUAUUACGUUCCAUUUCUCUGCUACCAUGUGUGUGUGAGUGUGUGAGAGAGAGAAUGGGUAAAUGAGAAACAGUGAAAAGUGCUUUGGAACUGCUAAGGUUAAAAAAAGUGUUAUAUAAGUGCAGACCAUUUACCAUUUCAAGUGCCAUGUUGUAUAACUGUAGGUAUGCCAUAUCCUCUUAGUCUUAAUUGCCAAAAAUAUGUGAAUGCCGAUGG
Molecule: messenger RNA, 6119 nt
Organism: Ictalurus punctatus (channel catfish)
Lineage: Eukaryota; Metazoa; Chordata; Actinopteri; Siluriformes; Ictaluridae
Gene: focad
Product: focadhesin
Exons: 44
Coding region: 128-5524 (1798 amino acids)
Biological process (GO): regulation of post-transcriptional gene silencing
Source: RefSeq, a predicted model, not a curated record